Bacidia gigantensis is the source of this 1377-nucleotide messenger RNA. RefSeq lists its product as uncharacterized. Gene Ontology annotation, molecular function: geranylgeranyl diphosphate synthase activity; intramolecular lyase activity. Bases 1 to 1377 code for a protein of 458 amino acids. The record is from RefSeq and is a predicted model, not a curated record. Gene Ontology annotation, biological process: biosynthetic process. NCBI's taxonomy places the organism in Eukaryota, Fungi, Ascomycota, Lecanoromycetes, Lecanorales, Ramalinaceae. The transcript is spliced from 2 exons.
AUGGGUACCAUUGUGGCAGGUUCCAUUCUGGUUGCAAAAGGCGGCCAUGGCCUUUAUUUGGGCCUGAUAAUCAUCUGGGCUGGUCCCUUCAUUCUAUUGCUGUGGAAUCUUGCGUAUCAAUUUGUUAUUGGCCUACCAAUAUCUAAUACUUUCAUACCAAUUGCUAUCCCCACGAUUUACCUUUGGGCCGUCGAUACUUUGGCCCUGAGACGAGGCACAUGGACAAUUGAAUCCGGCACCAAGCUGGGACUUUGCCUUUGGGAGGGGCUUGAGAUUGAAGAAGCAAUCUUUUUCUUGCUCACAAAUGUACUCAUCAUACUUGGGCUGGUAGCCUUUGACAAUGCCUUCGCCGUCCUACAAACUUUCCCACAUAUAUUCCCAUCACUACCAUCUAUUCCUUCGCCAUUUCUCCUCGUGGAAGCUUUGAUCACUUCGACUCAGGCGUACGACGAACGGAGAAUAGAAGCUCUGCAACAAGCGCUCGCACGGCUUAAGGCCAAGAGCAGAAGCUUCUACCUUGCAAGCAGUGUCUUUCAGGGACGGCUGCGGGUAGAUUUGAUCCUACUGUAUUCCUUUUGUCGGGUGGCGGACGACUUGAUCGACGAAGCUAGAUCAGUAGAGGAAGCAAGAGAAUGGAUCAGCAAACUUCGUAGCUAUCUGGACUCCAGGUACGAUAAUGGCACCAGACGGAAGAGUAAUCCUCUGCAUGACCCCAUUGGCAUUGCGUUUCCUGCAGAGGCGCAAGCAGCUCUGCGAUAUUUGCCAACGGAAUAUCUGUCUCCGGCGCCACUUUAUGAUCUACUCAGAGGAUUCGAGACGGACCUAAACUUCGCCUCUUCUUCGGCUCCUUUUCCGAUUCGAGACGAGGACAGUCUCAAUGAAUAUGGAGCUCAAGUUGCAGGUACAGUCGCAGAAUCGUGUUUGGAGCUUGUGUAUCAUCAUACUCAACUCCAGACGCAAAGCUCGCAGAAAUCUCGAAUCCUCGAAGCUGGUCGUCAGAUGGGGGUUGCGCUUCAAUACGUCAAUAUAGCUCGAGAUAUAGCUGUGGACGCAGUCAACAAACGGGUAUAUCUCCCAACCUCUUGGCUCAAGGAAGAGGACCUUCUGCCAGAGAGUAUACUUAGUGAUCCCUACCAACCUACAGUCGAACGAGUGAGGCAGCGCUUGUUAGACAGAGCGAUGGCUAUCUACGAGCCAGCCAAGUCCGCAAUCGAGGAGCUGCCAGCAGAAGCUCGAGCCCCAAUGCGAGUUGCAGUUGAAAGCUACGUUGAAAUUGGGCGAGUGCUCAGAACGCCGAAUUACAGAGUCAAGGCUGGACGAGCUACAGUACCCAAACUGAGAAGGCUUCGAGUCGCGUGGAAGGCGUUAGGGCAGUAA